AUGCAACACGGCCAGCACUUCUCACGUCAGCCCAGCUUCCACCAUCCGGCACAGCCAGCUGCAGCCCCACCGGGCGACCUCCUUCCUCCGCACGUAGAUGGCCAAAUCCGCGCGGAGCUGCACGACGCCGACCCGCCUCACCCCGCACAGUCAGGCAGCAGCAGAUCGCCCACCUUGCGCCUUCCGAGCGGCCUGGAGCCACCGCGAGCAGCCCGCGCAGCGGCCCAUGAGGCCCAGAUCGGGCCCGGGGCAGGCCCCGACGCCCGCGCCGCCGCCACGAGUCCAGCCGUCGCCGCGUCGAAGGCUCCUCCGUCGCCGCACGCCGCACACCCGGCCAAGCCUCCCCCGCUGUUGCGCCAUCUCGCCGGCCUCCGGCCCCCAACGCGGCGGCCCUCCUCCCUAGCCACAGCGUGA
Molecule: messenger RNA, 414 nt
Organism: Lolium perenne
Lineage: Eukaryota; Viridiplantae; Streptophyta; Magnoliopsida; Poales; Poaceae
Source: RefSeq, a predicted model, not a curated record